AUGGCUUCACUCAUUGAACUCGAGCAUCAGGAGCAGGAACUUCAGUUUUCUACUUUUAACUCUGAUGUCGCUUGGGACCUCGGUGUUAUCUGUCGUGGAUUAGCACAGAAGCAUCAGAAGCCUGUCGUCAUUCACAUAGCUUCGUCGAACUCGGGCCAGCUCCUUUUCCACGCAUGCUCCCGCCCGGGAACAACCCCAGACAACGCUUUCUGGGUUAAACGGAAGCAAGCCACAGUAUUCCGUUUUGGGUGUUCAUCAUACUACAUGAAGAAAAAGAUGGACUCAUCCCUAGUGGCGUUCGAAACAAAAUAUGCAUUGAGUGAGGGGGAUUAUGCUGCAAAUGGCGGGGGGUUCCCAAUUAGAGUCAAGGGCGUUGAGGGCACUGUUGCGGUGGUUGUUAUCAGUGGAUUAUCUCAGGAAGAGGACCAUGAGCUUGCUGUAGAGGGAAUACGUCAAUAUCUACAGGGGACGAAGGGAUAG
Messenger RNA from Morchella importuna, 480 nucleotides. RefSeq lists its product as uncharacterized. Gene Ontology annotation, cellular component: TRC complex. The record is from RefSeq and is a predicted model, not a curated record. Lineage: Eukaryota; Fungi; Ascomycota; Pezizomycetes; Pezizales; Morchellaceae. Gene Ontology annotation, biological process: post-translational protein targeting to endoplasmic reticulum membrane. Bases 1 to 480 code for a protein of 159 amino acids. The transcript is spliced from 2 exons.